This is a messenger RNA of Monomorium pharaonis (pharaoh ant), 2321 nucleotides long. RefSeq lists its product as uncharacterized. The record is from RefSeq and is a predicted model, not a curated record. The transcript has 9 exons. Lineage: Eukaryota; Metazoa; Arthropoda; Insecta; Hymenoptera; Formicidae. The coding region runs from base 441 to 1775 and encodes 444 amino acids.
UAUAGUUAUACAUUAUCGGUGCAUUGCGCAGCUUUUUUACUACAUGUAACACUGCGUGACGACUCCUACAAGAGUUACGGAAUCCCGGUGCUGUUCUUUGUAGUUACAUCAUUUACGCUUUUUGAAGUUAAAAUACAUGGAGUCAACUCUAGAAAAAAAGAAUGUAAAAACAAAAGGCGAAAUAGACGCACAAAAAAGAAAUAAAAAAUUGUAAGAAACAGACUUGUAAUUACACCUUCUACACUUAAAGUGAAGUAAAUAUAUGAUUAGACAUUGGAGAGAGAAGGAAGAAAGAUAGAAAAUGCAACUGCAAGAUACAAUACCGUACAAACUUGUUGGUACGCAUGCGCAGCUUCUUCUCUGCUUACUUCAAGCGGCAGUCAAGAUCGGUCAAGAUGACGUUUUUCCGUGUCCUUUAAUUUUCUUCAAUUUUUUUCAAAAUGAUUACGUAUGUCGUUUGGAUCAUUAUCGCGUCUCUGAUAUGUGAAAACUGUGUGGCUAUCGAUGGUACGCUUGUAAACAUUAACAAAUACUGCAGAGAUAGAAAUCGAUUGAUCACGUCUGAGGAGAAUGACGAGUACUUGCUUAUCGGUGCCGAAAAUAAAACGAAUAUUAUGCUGGCCUGUCGCUACUGCAAUGAGCAUGAAGAGUCUCAACCAAAAAUUUGGUAUUAUCAAGAUCGAUAUCGAGAAAAACUGGAAAGAGAAGUUGAAUUGGAAAUGGACAAUAACAUUUCAUAUAGUAGAAUCUACACAACACCAGAUCUUUCUCUGGUUGUGAAAAGCUUUACAGCUGCCGACGCUGGUAUUUAUCAAUGCCAUGGCAAAGAAGGACAAGAGAAAGAAAACAAAUAUAAUUACAGAAUUGAACCAAUUCUCAAAGAUAUUGGCAGCGAGUUUGUAGAAAAGGGUAACAUAACUGAAUGGGAAAAGUAUCGCGAAAUAUAUUUGUUGCCUGUCACUAUGAGAUUUGCAGUCUCAAAGAUGACAGAUUUAGCAGAAAUCCGUGAGGAAGGAGUAAUCCUUCAGGUAGUGUCAGAAUGGGGUCCUUGGAGCUCGUGCAAAGAAUGUAUGGACAAUCGCGGUAUUAAAACUACUAGGGGCUAUUGUAGAUUAAAGCGCAACAUAAAUUCGACGAUGAUAGAGAAAAAUGAUUCAGUCGUUAUUCGCUUCUUCAGAGGCUCCCCAAUGCUUCCUUGCAAAUCUAGUCUGCUUCAAAAUGAAUUUCCUAGCAUUAGCCGUGUCGUACGAUAUUUGCCAGAAUUUAUUUUAACGGAACCUUGCAAAAAAUGUCCACUUGUAAAGAAAAAGAGAAGGGGCGAUAAGUUUCGUUACGCCAAACGAUAUGUUCUUGCUGAAGGCGCGCAUCUCACUAUAGCUUGUCCAGAAUCGAGCACAACAUCGCAAGUAAUUUGGAAAAAGGAUGCGCUCACUUUGAAGAAGGGAAUGGGUCAGUCAUUUCGUAAAAAAGAUAAGGAAACUCGAGUUAUGAUAGAUACUUUCUCAACUCUUUAUUUAACAGACGUGUCCAAAGAAGAACAAGGUAACUAUACCUGUUACAUGGAUAACAUUAAUAUGAUGCGUCUUAAAAUUGUUGUCGUAUCUAAAGCUCGACUUUUGACGCAAGCUUUUUUUCGUCAUUUGGGCUAUCUAGGAUUUAUAAUUUUCUUGACUUUACUCUGCUAUUGCGGGGGUAUAAUAAUAACCUGUCGUCAAAGAGACAAAUUUCAACCCUUGCCGCAAGAUGAUCCUUUCCAAGAAGAAAUUGACUCUUAAUGCUAAUAAAGUAAAUUAUCUUGAUCAAUUUUAUUGAAAUUAAUAAUUGCAUUAUAUUAUUUUAAUUGGAUUAAUUUUUUUAUCUUAGAGACUAAUAAUUUUUCUGUAAAUAUUUUCUCAAUUUUAACAUGUUUAAUUUAAUAUUUAACAAAAAAAAAUUCAAGAAAAUAUUAAAAUAUUUCUGGUUAACGCAAUUAAUUGUAUGUUUUUAUUGCACAUGUAAUUAUAUAUUUUUAAUAUUAAAUAGUGGAUGAAUCUUUGAAUUAAUGUCAGAGUAUUGUACGAUCAGUUUUAUCGGUUGAGAAUAAUUUACGAGAUUUCGUAGCUUCGCAUUCCUUCGAUCCAAUCUUCUUCACGCUGUGACCUUAAAGUCGAGUGAAAGGGGGAACUGGUAGAGACAGCUACAAGGCAUACGUAUCCGUCUUCAGACAGUUACGUUUAGUUCCAAAAUGGCUGUGUUUUAUCGUAACUCCCGGCUCGUUGUCUACAGUGUUCGUUAACGGGCUAAUAGACCUCGAUCACGAAAAGACUGAACCAAAAUUAAAA